Messenger RNA from Ectocarpus siliculosus, 4396 nucleotides. NCBI's taxonomy places the organism in Eukaryota, Phaeophyceae, Ectocarpales, Ectocarpaceae. The record is from the annotation of a GenBank genome assembly.
AUGCCAGAAGAGAAGGGGAAGCAGCGGCGGCCGCCUGAGAGCAAGGGUCAGCAGAGGCCUCAGCAAGAUGACGAGCCCGGGUCCGCUCUUCCCAGCGGCAAGCUGCGCCUUUCGAUGUCGUUGUACUGGGCGGUCAUGGCGUUGGUGGUGGUGUGCCUGAUUGUGCACCAGCGGAGGUCGGAGGGGCUGAUCCUGCGGCGAGUGAAGACGUUCUGUCUCGCGGGGACAGCUAUCUUUGCCCUCAAGAUGACCAAGACGCUCACGCAGGGCAUGAGUUCCGACGAGUCUGAUGACACGUGGGCGGACGUGCACAAGCUGCUUGCGCCGUUCGUCUACCAGAGCAUCCUUGAUGUGGCGGGGAUGUGGGUCAAGACCGGACAGUAUCUGAGCUCGCGGGCGGAUGUCAUGCCCCAGCCGUACCUUGACGAGCUGUCCAAGCUUCAGGAUGCCGUGCCGGCGUCCCCGUUCGAGGAGGUGGACGAAACCGUCAGGGAGCAGCUGGGCCGCCCUCUGGCGGAGCUCUUCGCGACGAUAGACCGGGAGGCCCUCGCCAGCGCCUCGGUCGCGCAGGUCCACCGGUGCAAGCUUAAGGACGGGCGAGAGGCUGUCAUCAAGGUUCAGCACCGACGAGUGAGGACGUUGUUUCUCGAGGACCUGAGGAACAUCAGCCGCCUUGUCAGGAUGGUUGCCUGGGCGGAGAAGGACUACGACUUCCGUCCGAUCAUGAACGAGUGGACGAAGGAGUCGUACAAGGAGCUUGACUUCGUCUGCGAGGCGAAGAAUCUUCACAGGAUCGGCGCCGCAAUGAAGCGCUCGGGGCUGGACGUCAUCGUGCCGGAGUUGAUCCCAGAGUUCACGCGUAUGAAGGUGGUGGUGAUGACCUUUUGCGAGGGCUUCAAGGUGACUGAUUCCAAGGCCCUCGCCGCCGUGGACAUCGACCGGGAGGCCGUUAUGCGAUCGGUGACCGAGUCCUUCGCAUACCAGAUUCACAUCGACGGCCUCUUCAACGGAGACCCGCACCCAGGCAACAUCCUCUUGCAACCGGCGGCGUCAUCGUCGAAAUCUGGUGGGAAGCGCGGCCGGGGGUCCAGGGCAGCUGUGCCUGUGCUGCUAGACUGGGGACUCGCUAAGACGCUUCCAGACCAUCUCAGGAUCGCUUUCAGCCGGUUCAUCUACGCCGGUUGCGAGCACGACUUCGUGUCCAUGCUCAUCGCGUUCGAGGAGAUCGGCAUCAAGCUGAACCGAUUCGACCCCGCCGAAGACAUGCACAACAUCCGCUUCCUGCUUCGCGACACGCAGCCGGCGUCCGAAGCCAAGAAAGACGUCGUGCAGUUCCACAGGAGGAUCGCGAAGAAGAGGGGCAGGGGGCUCAAGAACCCCGUCGACGCCUAUCCCGGCGAGCUGCUCUUCUUCUUGCGCGUGCACGUUCUCCUGAGGGGACUGGCUGCACGGCUGCAAGUGCGACAAAGGUACAUGGACAUCAUGGCCCCCUACGCGACGAAGGCUCUUCGCGAGAUGGUGCCCGUGGAGGAGCGUGCGACGCAAGCCGUGUUCCCUUCCCCGGUGCUCUCCCUCCUAGAAAUCAAAGUGCGCAAGCUGCUAGAAGUCCUCGUCGAUCGAGGUCAGAUCACGGGAUGCCAGGUGUGCGUGAUCUACAGGGGCCAGACUCUCGUCGACCUCUGCGCCGGGACGCAGGGGCCGGUGGACCCCCGCCCGGUCCGACCCUCGACCCUCUUCUGUGUAUUCAGCGCCGGCAAGGCCGUGUGCUCCACCGCCGUGCACCUCCUGGCGGACCGCGGCCUGCUGCGCUACGACCAGCGGCUCUCGGAGCUGUGGCCGGAGUUCGCGAGCAACGGGAAGCUCACCACCACGGUGCGCCACGUGCUUACGCACUCGACCGGACUGCAGCAUGCCUUUCCCGACAAGGCGACGUUCGACAAGGUCUGCGACUGGGGCGAGGUCCAGAGGACCCUCGAAGAUGCGCAUCCUGCGUGGCCCCCGGGGUCCCGUGCCUCGUACCACUACUUCACGUUCGGCUGGCUGGUGGCGGCUGUGGUCGAGAGGGUCGCCGGCGUCCCCUUCGGAAAGUUCGUUCGUGACGAAAUCGCCACCCCGCUGGGGCUAGAGGACUCCUUCUUCAUGGGCGGCCUCAGCGCUUGCGGCGUGGAAGCAAGCCGGAUCGCCCACGUGGAGCACAAGUUCAAGAUUCCUGGCCGUUCGGGGGUCGGUCUCGGCUCUACAGACGGGGGCGAGUCGACGGCGGGAGCGGGGGCGACCAAGCAGGAAGCAGCGGACAGCGGCAGCAGCUCCACCGCCACUACCACCAGCAACACCGACAGCAGCAGCAGCAGCGACGGCGGCGGCGGCGGCGGCGGCGGCGGCGGCGGCGGCGGCGGCGGGUUUAGCAGGAAGAGCGCCGCCGUCGUUGGUCCGGAACCUUCUCUGGACUCGAGCCAGCACGCGGCGGGCGAUGACGUCAUCGUCGGAACGGAAGACAUCGACGAGGGCCUGGACGAGGAUGGUGCGCCACGUUUGGGUCUUCUUGCGACCAUGGCCUCUGCCCUUAUGGAGGACGACCCUGAUGAGGGCGCCGCCAUCGACGGUCUUGCGCGUAAGCUUGCUGGGAGGGAGUAUUUCCUUGACCCGCGGGUGUUCAACUACCCUCAGAUGAGGGACGCCUGCAUACCCGCCGCGAACGGCCACAUGACGGCCAAGGCUCUCGCGACCCUCUACGACAACUUCCUGGGGUCGUUGGGGCUGAGCAGCAACGCCAAAGUUAAGACCAGCUCAAGCGGGCGCCGGCGUGUGGUUGCUGGACCGAGCCCCGCCACCGCCUCCAUUGCCCCUGCCAAGCCCCCGUCUUUGCUUUGCCGGGCUCGAGUUAACGAAAUGCGGGCGUACCAGGUGAAGGAAAGCAGCUCGCUCCACCUUUUCUUCGGCCUCCCGAUGGGGGGCGUCCGGUACUCGCUGGGCUACCAGAUGUUCGGCUUCCGCGAGAAGCCGAAGCUGCAGCAGCUGCAGCGGCGGCACGAGCCCCCGUCUGCCGCGAGCAGCAGGGGCAGCACCACCAGCAGCGUCUUCGGCACCCGCCGGAGGCUGAGCGAGAACAGCACCACUCUCCUGGGCGGAGGGAGCACGACCGGAAGCACGCUCUUCAGCAGGGCCGCUUCCUUGUUCGGGGGGGGGGAGUCUGAUGACGGCACGGUGCCCCUGACUGAUGCUGCUGCUGCCCCCGCCACACGGGGCCGCGUGCGAUUGUCGGGGCUAGGCCACGUGGGGAUGGGCGGCAGUGUGGCUCUGUGUGACCCGGCCUCUGGUCUGGCGUUCGCCAUGGUCACCAAUAAGGUGGCCACCGGCCGCGAAUGUUCCACUGCGGUGCUGAGCCUUGUGUGCGAGGAGCUGGGCAUCGGAGACCCGUCGCACUUCUUCGAGGACUAACACGAAUGUCGUUGCGAAACGGAUGGGCGGCUACAUGGUUGUCGUGCAUAUUCGAGCGCAACGACGCUUUUGUGUCUGGCACGGAUGUGACGUGCAGCAGCCUCUCGUAGCGGUGCAGGUGCAGGGUGUGAUUCCUCGGGUUGUCUGGUGUCGUUGGCCCUUGAGAGGUUGGGAUACGAUGCACUAGACGGGCGAGCUGUGCACGUUUUCCUAUGUAGCAGUAUAGGUUCGAACAAUUACAGGAUAGCUGCACCGCAUGUUUUUUUUCUUCUUCUUCUUUUGUUUGGGGGAGGAACGGCAUUGGGGGUGGAACGUUUGGGUCGCGUACCGAGCGAGGUGUGACGGUAGUACAUAAGUGCGAAAACUAUAGAUACUCUUGUUACCAUAGGCACCAAAGCACUGAUUCUUGCGACUUGAAAUGCCUCGUUCGCGAGAAGAUUGAUUCAUCCCUAGGUUUGGACUGUAGGUCAGAAGUUCAGAGCCAACAAGUCUCUCCGUCGCGAGCACGGUUGUCCCCGUGAAUGUAUAUAGUCGAUGCUAUGCUAUGCUACAGGAGGCCGACGAAAAGAAGGAACGAUUGCUGAGAGGGUACAGCAGUAUGCGUAGCUGCUUUAUAAACCUCUGUCGCGGCGAAAGUUGAAGGAGAGGGCCGCACAGGGGCUGUCUCUCUCUGCUCCGCGUGCCCCCCGCCUGGUACGCACAAUUGCGUAACUGCCGACCGAAAAGAGGUGCCGUGGUGGUAUGACUUAACAUGUACCGUAGGCGGGAUGGAAGGGAAGACCCCUAAAUAUUUUAUAGAAAUAAAUGUGUAUUUUGGCUGCAGGAAGAACCGGUGUUGUGGUGCUAUGUCGUGCGGCGACGGUUGGAGGUCACCCCGUUGUUACGCGAGUGGUCGGUUUUGUGGCGAUGGCCCUCGGCCAGACAUCAGGGCGUUGCCGCUGCUGUAUGGCAAGGCGGG